Messenger RNA from Rhipicephalus microplus (southern cattle tick), 3892 nucleotides. RefSeq names its product F-actin-capping protein subunit alpha (gene cpa). Lineage: Eukaryota; Metazoa; Arthropoda; Arachnida; Ixodida; Ixodidae. Gene Ontology annotation, biological process: barbed-end actin filament capping; actin cytoskeleton organization. Gene Ontology annotation, molecular function: actin filament binding. Gene Ontology annotation, cellular component: cortical cytoskeleton; F-actin capping protein complex. The record is from RefSeq and is a predicted model, not a curated record.
GUCGCAGGCGUGUAAAGAUGGCGUCCGACUACGAUGAGCCGAUAUCCGACCAAGAAAAGGUUCGCAUAGUGUCGGAUUUCAUCCAAUUAGCACCGCCCGGGGAAUUCAACGAGGUGUUCAACGACGUCCGCCUGCUGCUGAACAAUGACACCUUGCUCAAAGAAAAAGCGUCCAGUGCAUUCGCACAGUACAAUAAGGAUCAGCUGACACCAGUAGAAAUUGAAGGUUCUGAACACCAGGCGCUCAUCACCCACUACAAUGACCUCGGCGAGGGUCGGUUCUAUGACCCGCGCACGCGGCAGUCCUUCCGGUACGACCACCUCCGCAAAGAGGCGACGGACUACCAGAGCCAUCCGCCGGGAUCCAGCGGGGACGGCAGUGUGGGGCUGCCCGAGGGACAUGGCGAGAGCUGGCGGGCCGCACUGGAGGAGGCGUGGACGCAGUACGCACGCGAGCACUACCGGCACGGCACGUGCGCUGUCUUCGACCGCAGUUCCAGCCCCCAGGAGCUGGCGCUAGUAGCCUGCCUCGAGGACCACCAGUUCCAGGCGCAGAACUACUGGAAUGGUCGUUGGAGAAGCGUCUGGACAGUAAACUUUCCCUCGGGUGCCGCCACAGCGGAUGUGAAAGGGCUCGUAAGAGUUCAGGUCCAUUACUACGAAGAUGGCAACGUCCAGCUAGUAAGCUCCAAGGAGAUCAAAGCCACCCUCAACAUCACGAAUGAGCAGCAAGCUGCCAAGGAGUUCGUGCAGAUCGUCGAGGAUGCAGAAAACGAGUAUCAGACCGCCAUCUCCGAAAACUACCAGGCAAUGUCGGACACGACGUUCAAGGCACUACGCCGACAACUGCCACUGACGCGAACCAAGAUCGACUGGACCAAGAUCCUCAACUACAAAAUUGCCUCUGAGCUGAAACACCACUGACUGUCUCCUCCUCUCUGUGCCACCCACGCUAGCACCUUUUUCUUUUUUUUUUUUCUAGGACUCCUCUUCCCAAGCCCGACUUUUCUAUCCUGCGCGUGCUUCGAAACUGCCACAGUUCACGAUUUGUGUUGUUUUCAUUUUCCCGGUUAAUCUUGCGUUGAGCCGUGCCGUAGCGCUCUGGUCUCCUUGCCUCUUAUUGUGAAAAAUGAACUUUACGCCGUGCGCUGACGGACUCUCCUGUGUUUGGACUUGGGUCGCCAUUCUUGCUAUUCAGGUGUGACUGUCCUAAAUGCAUUUUCUUUAUUUGUUUGAGGCGAGCAACUGAGCUAGUUCAAGCUCUGAGAGUCUUGUUUGUAACGUGGCACUGCUGAUCGUCGAGCCAUUGGAGAUAGUAGUUUUAAAGGUGUUGUUUUUUCUUUUUAAUGCAAUAAGUGAGUAAGGUCUAAAGGCUCAUUUGUGAGUGACCUAAAGAAGUUGUGUGGCCAUGCGCAACUGGCGACCGUGGAGUAACUGUCGACUGCCGAUGUUCAUGUUCAGCAAGUGUGAUGUGUUAUCACAGCAACACAUAGAAUGUUCACGGUGUCAAGCGUCGCAGGCCAGUCACCACGUGGAAACGCCUCGUGAUUGGUGCGUUCCACAUCUGCUCGCAUUGCUAGCAGAUUUGUCAUUCUUCCGUGUCUGAUUGGCUCACGAGUUUUGCAACUGCUGUGACGUGGUCGAGGCAUUAAGCAGUUGAAAUUGUUCGUUCAUCAGCCAACGUGACCACUCGCGACAGUUCGCAAUCGAGUACCUUUGCAACCCUCUUACCCAAAACAAUGGCUUUUCGACCCUUUGUGGCUGCAACAGUCUGCACGAUCUCUGCGUGUCGCUGUUGUGAAUGGGCCUGUAAAGACUGGAACAGCCUGUUUGAAGGCCCUUGUUGAUUUUUUUUCUCAGCAGUUACUCUCUUGAAGGUGGAUUUUCUAAACUAUGUUUUACUGAUUGUUUACUCUUGUUGACAUGAUCCUGCGACCGCUUGUAUUUUUUUAGAACUUUUGUGAAAGUGCAGUUAACGCAGUGCCUGCUAAAAUGUGGGCUCAUUUAGAACACGAGUGAGCUCAGCAUAGCAGCUUUUUUUGCGUGUGCAUGUUCUGUUUUUUCCUUGACUCUUUUAUACACAAGUUAAUGGUUCAUUUUUAAUUGAGAUGUGUGCUGGUCUUGGCUAUGCGGAAUCACUCUUGAGAUAUCUACAUUUAUGCCAGCCUUUCAUGCUUUCAAUUUCACCUUGUUUGAAAGUAUGCUAGUAGUGUUAUUUCAUAAGAGACAUGUUUGUGCUUUAAUUACUUUGCACUUUGCCAUACGAUAGAAGGCGUGUCAGUUUGCUAAAUUUUAGUUCAGAUCGAUAGAGGGGACAACUGUGGAAAUUCAGAAUGUGCAAGACACUUUCUAAAAGAUCUCUGAAUUACGCUAACCUGCAUCUUGCUUCUCAGUAGACAUUUCACGGCCAAGCUUUUUUUUUCCGAACUAACGGACCGCUGCGCAAUUCUGGAAUCUAGUAUGGAGGAGGUAAAGAACCAGUAGUACUAUAUAAGCUUGAAAUUAUAGUCUGUGAAGUCAAGCUAGGACAUUUUUUUUUUCCCCGCUUGCACUUGUUCUUUUGUGCAAUGUCACGGCAGUUUCGAAUGACAACUGCUGGAGGCCUUGGUGUGCAGGUGUUUUAGUGAAACGUGGUUUAGAUUCGUCCCGUACCUUGUCUUAAUUGGGACCUCUUACGAUGUGCACUUCGCUGUGCGUUUUGUAUUACUCUGUUGGCAACUCUAUGAGCACUGAAGUGAUUGAACGUCCAGAAUUUUGCGGUGAAUUCUUUCAUCACAGAGCGUCUCCUCCUCAGAAAAACGUUGGCUCACCUUGUUAGUUAACAAAACUUGAGACAGUCUAACAUUUCAGCAGUGAUGCAGAUUGCAUUCGCAGUCAACAGUAUUAGCAAAGCUAUGCAUUAAACAUUGUUAAAUUAGAUUGUCAGGGCCUCAUCAUUUAGUGAAACCUGUAAAAAUGUUACCUUUAAUAAUGCGAUUAGAUUUAAUACUUCACACUCCUAUUCUACAUGAAAAUCUUUUCUUUCGCCAAGGCUAAGUCACUUCACUUGGCCCCACUCCAAGGCCCAUAAGCUAGCACUGUUGGGCACUAUACCGUGUCCCGUUCAGAAGAGCCUCUCGCAUUUCGGGCUGUAAUGGAUUGCAAGCGCGGCACACGGGUUCAGUUGCAUUGUACCAUCCUUCGUGAUGGGGCUCGAGCUUUCGAUCUAGUAUGAAUUAUUAUGCUAGGAGUUGCGAAGGCUGUGUGGCAAUCCUGUUGUGUUUCCUGUGCAUUCUCUCUUGUCUAUCUGUAGAGAACCUUUUCUUUUUUUGCUGUUUCAAGGAUUGUGUAUUCACAAGCCGCUUGUAGUGUCUAUAAACAAACUUUGAAGAGGAUGCCGCAUAUUUAUCUGAUGAUCUUGUUUCACUUUGUGUUUUUUUUUGGUCUGCAUGUUUGUUGCGGUCCCUUUGGAACUAACGAACCCCUGCGUUUAUUAGGUGGUUGGAGAAGCGAUGAGCCAGAGAUUGUUCUGCAAAUCAAAGGGAAGGGGAAAAGUGUGCGUGCAUGCGUGUGUCACCAUUUCUUUUCCCGACACAUUUGCCUCUCUUUACGAAGGCAACGUAUAUAUAUUUUGUUUUUGCUUUUUUUUUUGGCACAGAGAGCGAGAGAGUUUAAAAGUUGUGACGGAAGUUGAGACAAAUGCAUGAAUUAACUUUUUUUUUCUGCCACGUGUGUGCGAUAUUUCUCGAGCUGUGGUUGCAAAUUUUUUUCCUAGAUGAACAGUGCUGUUGUUCGGCCCUCCUGUGGACGCGUUGGCGCUCGUUUUUGAACUAGCGCCCGGCCUAAGGGAUGGGUUUUUUUCUUGUUGACCCUUUGGGGAUAAGAAAUGUUGAAUAAAAGGGGCUUGCGAGAAA